Marchantia polymorpha subsp. ruderalis is the source of this 750-nucleotide messenger RNA. Lineage: Eukaryota; Viridiplantae; Streptophyta; Marchantiopsida; Marchantiales; Marchantiaceae. The record is from the annotation of a GenBank genome assembly.
AUGGGUCUCAGCGACACGAGCCUCGAGUCCACCAUGGAGCACAGGUUGUGGGUCGGGGCAGGAGCGGCGUCCGUGAUGGGACUGCUCGCGAAAGCGGUGACGGCGUCUCACAGCCCCGAGGACGCAGCUGUAAUUUGCGUCUCAGCUCUGGCAGCUUAUUCGCUCUCGGACCUGGGAACGGGAGUGUACCACUGGGGCGUCGACAACUACGGGGACGCCAAGACUCCCGUCUUCGGCUCUCAGAUCGACGCAUUUCAAGGCCACCACAAGCGCCCUUGGACUAUCACCAAAAGGCAGUUCGCCAACAACAUUCAUGCCAUUGCACGGCCCGUCGCACUCUUUCUCGCUCCCUUCUUGGCUCUCCCCAGCAAUCCGGCUUUGGACACAUUUUUGGGAUUGUUUCUCGGAUUUGUGGUCAUGAGCCAGCAAUUCCACGCUUGGUCUCACAUGAAGAAAAGUCAGCUGCCCCCAUUAGUUAUAGCUUUACAGGAUAGAGGAAUUCUCGUGUCGAGGAAAAUGCACGGCGCUCACCACCGAUCUCCGUAUGACAUCAAUUAUUGCAUUGUCAGUGGCUUGUGGAACCCUUUUCUCGACAAGAAUCGGAUUUUCCCGAGCCUAGAAGCGUUCAUUCAUUCCAAUUAUGGAGUUGCUCCGAGGUCAUGGGCCGAGACUCAACCUGAGUGGUUGCAGGAAGGUUCAUAUUUCGAAGAUGGUUCCGAGAUCAAUCUGGAACAGCAGCAACAACAAUGA